Molecule: messenger RNA, 4398 nt
Organism: Terrapene triunguis (Three-toed box turtle)
Lineage: Eukaryota; Metazoa; Chordata; Testudines; Emydidae
Gene: DDX18
Product: DEAD-box helicase 18
Exons: 14
Coding region: 18-2039 (673 amino acids)
Biological process (GO): maturation of LSU-rRNA from tricistronic rRNA transcript (SSU-rRNA, 5.8S rRNA, LSU-rRNA)
Cellular component (GO): nucleolus
Molecular function (GO): RNA helicase activity; ATP binding; nucleic acid binding
Source: RefSeq, a predicted model, not a curated record
GGCUCUGUGCCCGGCCGAUGCCCACGUGCGGCGGCGCUGCCGGACUCAGCGAUCGGCGCGGGAUGGCGGCGGCGGCCGGGAACCUGCCCAUGCGGCUGCUCCGCAGGAAGAUCCACAAGCGCAACCUCAAGCUGCGGCAGCGCAACCUGGCGCUACAGGGGGCCGGGCCGCCAGUGGAGACAAGAUCUGUGGAUCCGUCUGAGGAAGCUACGAACAAUGUCAUUUCUGAAGAAUCAGUGGAGGACCUUAAAGUGAAGAAUGUAAAGCAACCUCAACUAAUAGCUAACGGUGAAGUAGCUGCAGAAGCAAAACAUUCUGAGUCAAAGAAGAAGAAAAAGAAGAAAAAAAGGCAAAUGAUUGACACAGAACAGGGUACAGAAACUAAAAAAGCAAAGACUGAAGAACAAGCGUCUGCAGACAUGGAAGAUGCAAAAGAUAGUAAGGAUCCUGAAGUGGAAGAAAAUUAUGAGGAUCCUGAAGAGAUAGAAGUAAUGGAUGAAGAUACCGAAGAGCCCAGUUUACCUCUUGGUGUAACAGGUGCUUUUGAAGACACCUCAUUUGCUUCACUGUCUGAUCUAGUCAGCGAGAACACGCUGAAAGGAAUAACUGAUAUGGGCUUUACACACAUGACAGAAAUUCAACAUAAAAGUAUUAAACCCCUUCUGGAAGGCAGAGAUAUUCUAGCAGCUGCAAAAACGGGCAGUGGCAAAACACUUGCCUUCCUCAUUCCUGCCAUAGAGCUCAUCUACAAGUUAAGAUUCAUGCCUAGGAAUGGAACGGGUGUUCUGAUUCUUUCACCUACUCGAGAGCUUGCCAUGCAGACUUAUGGAGUUCUGAAAGAACUGAUGACUCAUCAUGUUCACACCUACGGCCUGAUAAUGGGAGGCAGUAACCGAUCAGCUGAGGCACAGAAACUUGCAAAUGGGAUCAACAUUAUAGUGGCAACACCAGGUAGACUUCUGGACCACAUGCAGAACACCCCCGGGUUUAUGUUCAAGAACCUGCAGUGUCUGGUAAUCGAUGAAGCCGAUCGCAUCCUGGAGGUUGGGUUUGAGGAAGAAAUGAAACAGAUCAUAAAACUUCUGCCAAAGCGCAGACAGACCAUGCUUUUUUCUGCUACACAAACCCGAAAGGUUGAAGACCUGGCUAAGAUAUCGCUGAAAAAGGAGCCACUGUAUGUUGGGGUUGAUGAUAACAAGGAAACAGCGACAGUAGAUGGUCUUGAACAGGGAUAUGUAGUGUGUCCGUCCGAAAAAAGGUUCCUUCUGCUCUUCACAUUCCUCAAGAAGAAUCGGAAGAAAAAGCUGAUGGUAUUUUUCUCGUCAUGUAUGUCUGUGAAAUACCACUAUGAACUACUCAACUAUAUCGACUUGCCAGUCAUGGCCAUUCAUGGCAAGCAGAAACAAACUAAACGGACCACCACAUUUUUCCAGUUCUGUAAUGCAGAUUCUGGAAUACUUUUGUGCACUGAUGUAGCUGCCAGAGGACUGGAUAUUCCUGAAGUUGAUUGGAUUGUCCAGUAUGACCCUCCAGAUGACCCAAAGGAAUACAUUCAUCGUGUUGGUAGAACUGCCAGAGGUAUAAAUGGCAGAGGACAUGCUCUACUCAUUUUACGACCAGAAGAAUUGGGUUUCCUUCGUUACCUAAAGCAAGCCAGGGUACCAUUAAGUGAAUUUGAAUUUUCCUGGUCCAAAAUUUCAGACAUCCAGUCUCAGCUUGAAAAAUUGAUUGAGAAGAACUAUUUCCUUCACAAGUCAGCCCAGGAAGCAUACAAAGCAUACAUUAGAGCUUAUGACUCCCAUUCUCUGAAACAGAUCUAUAACGUCAAUAACUUGGAUCUACCCAAAGUUUCCCUUUCGUUUGGUUUCAAAGUCCCUCCAUUUGUUGAUCUCAAUGUGAACAGCAGCCAAGGUAGAAGAUUGCAAAAAAGAGGCGGAGGUGGAGGAUUUGGUUACCAGAAAUCCAAGAAUGUCCACAAAUCCAAAAUCUUCAAACACGUUAACAAGAAAAAGUCAGACAGCCGGCAGUUUUCUCGUUGAAGCUGUCCAUUGAAAUGACUUUUGUCAUUAAAAUAGACUCUCUCUUGGUGAAAAUAAUCUUACAGAUAUUUCCUUUGCAAAUUGCUCAGGUUUAAGCUGUGCUCUGUUUAAAUUUUAAAAUUUUACAUUUGGUUUCUGGCCAUAUCUUAUAACUCAUUUCAAAAGCAUUUACGUAGGAGAAAACUGAGAAAACUAAGCGGUUUUGGAAACUUUCGUCGCAAAGGAGAGGAUAGCUGGAUGUAACCUUUUUUACUAUAAAUAAGUUAAACAAAUUGUUCCUGAAAAUAGAACACAUUUUUCAGUGUUUUUUUCUAUAAGAUAUUCUCCCUUUCUUCCUCACUCCACCCUCUAAGCACCCAUCAAAAAAGGCAAUUCUGAAUACAGUAUCGUUGUGCAUAGCAAGAGUCCUUCAGAGUAUUCAGAAAUUAAAGGGGAUGGCAGGUCGCUGAGACUAUUUUUACAGCACAAAAUAAAAGAUCCUUGUUUACUUGGGUCACUGGACUUCUUUAUAAAGCUACAAAACUCAUUGCUUUUUCUAGUAAAUACGAUGAAGAAUAUGAAAAUUCUUGACGAGCAGAGAAUUUCUAUGAGCAUAAUGUGUUUUUAAACCAUCAAGGAAAACACUUUGGUCUGUGUAUCAGAGAGUACAAAGGCAAGACUACAAAAGCAAACUUAAUAGUAUAUAUUAUGUGACAUGCUUGAACUGCUUUUUGAUAUUAUGUUAAUAUGCUAAUUUAUAUUCCAGAGGAGCAAUCUGUUUGCUUCAGCAGCUUCUCUCAAAUUUAGGUUUAAAUUUAACCGUCUCAUAUAAUUUCUAAAAUAUAUUCUGUUAAAACAAGAAUAUGCAAAUAAAAUGAUACACCUUAAUUUAAUUUGUAGUAUCCUUUAUGAAGAGGGUACAACAAGAACUGUUGCAACAAUAUUUUGUAACAGUGUAUUACUUUUUAGUAGCCAUUCCUUGGAUCAGUGGUGAGUAAAGCCAAAGAUAUAGUCACAGAAUUGAGUGACUGCAACACAGUGUAUGUAAGAUUUAGAAAGGUGAAGUAGGGUGUAAAUAUAGGGAGAUCUUGGAACGAGAAGUGGAAAAGACAGAAAAUACAGGGGAAGAUACAGAAUACACAUGAUUGGGAAGGAUGAGGUGGGGAAGGGUAACCCAUUGUUGUAAGAAAGAGCGAGGGCAGUAAAUUGAUUGACAGUAUUACAAUUAAAUACUUUGCACAGUGGACAAUACACAACCGACUUAGUCCUUUAAAUUGCAGAGUAUGCCAGGGCAUGUAUUUUCACUCUGGUGGAUAGAUUUAAUCAUUGGGCUAGUUUUUCAUGUUUCUCCCCAAUACCACUGCCCUGGUAGAUAAGUCGUAUUCUCAUAAGACCACUGAGGUAGGGAAAUAGCGUUAGCCCUCUUUCAAAGAUGCUAAGUGACUUGCCCACGCUGCUAGGGUAAGUCAGUAAAAAAAAAUCAGAACCACAGAAUCCUGAUUCCAUACCCCUGCAGCAUAUCUCUGUCUGUGUAGCAGCUCAAAUUUCAUUUUACCCUCCCCACCGCUCCCAAAAUGAGGUAGGAAUUUCCCUGAAACUCAGACAUUCCGUUUUUCAAUCUUAAUACUGAUGUAUGAAAGUGAACAGAUUGUGAAUGUGUUAAUUUGAAUAUAGUUAAUUCACUAAAACAGGCAAUACGUUUUUAAAUCAGCAAGUUAGACGUAAAAGUGAAAGACUUUGUAUAGGAAGGCUUGACUCCUUUGUUUUAUGGAGGGAACCGAUUAGUGUUGAGAGAAGGAGCAUGACCAUUCUAUUAUCACUAUUAUCCUAUAAAUAAUUAAACACAUACCUGUAGCACUAUGAAGAAACAUUUCUUUAAUCUGGCCCUUUUAAGGCUAAACUCAGCUACAAAUUUUUAAAAAAUAAAUGUGUCAGUUAAGAAGUUUGGAUUUCUGAUACAUCAAGUUGUUUGGAUUUAAAGGCUUAAAGCUUCACUGGUUGCAAUGAGAAGCAGAAGCUGUUCUUUAAAUUAAAACUGCAUUGAUCAGAUCUCUCUCUAAUACCUAGCACAGUGGGGCACUGAUCCUUGACUCCAGGUUAUAUUCUUAUACAAAUAAUUGUUUAAAAGUCUCUAACAUGUUUUAGAAAUACCUAUGAAGUAUAUAACACCAUAAUAUGUAAGGGUUUGUCUAGAUGUGAAAGCUACCCAGUUUUGCAAAUGGGAGCUGAACCCAGAACUCCUGUGUGUUAGAUACGAGACUCUCUCCUUUUAAUAUUUUCAGAACUGAAUGCUGUCAGUGAGCAAUAUUUCAUUCUUCCUUUAUACAAAGAAAGUUGUCUUAUUCAAAUCUAGUUUUUAAUAAAGGAAGGCAGUCUCUUA